Molecule: messenger RNA, 2027 nt
Organism: Copidosoma floridanum
Lineage: Eukaryota; Metazoa; Arthropoda; Insecta; Hymenoptera; Encyrtidae
Product: regulator of G protein signaling 7
Biological process (GO): G protein-coupled receptor signaling pathway; positive regulation of GTPase activity; regulation of G protein-coupled receptor signaling pathway
Cellular component (GO): neuron projection; plasma membrane; cytoplasm
Molecular function (GO): GTPase activator activity
Source: RefSeq, a predicted model, not a curated record
GACAGUAGCCGUGUUUUACAAUGUGAAGGUCGCAAUCACGGGUCAUCAAUGGCUAGAGCGAACGUGCUUACCAAGCUUUAUUAUUUUGACAGAAACAGAAAAAACAGCAGAAAUAGUAGCAACAGUGGAAGCAGAAGCAGUAGUAGUACUUAAAGGUUGUUUGAUGCUUGCUGUGAGCCUAGUUGGUUGGUGUGUAAAAUACUUGAAGUACUCGUCCAUUCUAUAGAGCUUCCCAGUGUACACUACUCGUGAGAGCUUGACUAAUAACUGUAAGACGAAAUACUUAAGUACAGUCAAGAGUCGACUAAAUCUGCAGCAGCAGUUUUAGCCACCAAGUCCAUGGGGAUGAAGUCCUCAUUGACUGCAGGCAAUAGGGCUGUCAUACCCUUAUUUUUGCUUGAGUGUUGUCAAGUUGCGGGCUUUAAUGACUACAGACUCCUAAGCAGCUAGAGCUUAUCCACCAACCUUUAUUAGUGUGCUGCCUUCUGCAGUGUGGGACUCUAAAUUUCUUUUUCCUUCUCAAGUCUACAAAGGCUAACCAGCCAGCCAGUCCCAAAAAUUAUAAGCGGAAUAGAAGCAGUAUCAACAGCAUCAGCGCUAGCAGCAGCAAUAGCUUAGUGACUAAGAAUCACAGGUCAUCUGAAGCUAUGUCCCAGAUUGUACGGCAACUUGGGUGCUCGCAUAAGCUCCUACUGUCCUGACUCGUCAAGAGGACCUUGACGACCACCUUAAGAUUCAGCUGAUCUACAUCCUAAUACACUUAUGCCCAUUCUAAUACUGAAGUUCAGCUAAGAAAUUUUAAAUAAAGCAAUUUAAACUAACGGUAUGCAUCCACCUUUUGUCUUGGCAUGGGUUUGAGAACAAACAAAAAGUCAUUUUCAACAUCGGUUCAGAUUACAGUGGGCAUGCGGGGGUGACUGGAGUAAUGGGAUGGGGCCAGAGCCCCAUGGAGUUCGGGUAAACCCGCCUCCAACCCAACUCCCCAGCCCCCUCCAUUAUCUUCAUCGUUACUGCUGCUGCCAAAGACGCAGAAGGCAGACUUACACACGAUGGAGGCCUCUAAUACACAACUAUACAAGGAAAAAGAACAACGCACUCGCAGGCCUUGUGCUUUUGAUAAGAUGGAGGAGUUGGUGCGAGAGAUGCAAGACCCUGACAAUGGGGUGCCUGUUCGUAGCCAAAAAGUAUUUCUCACCUUAAUUCCUGCAGCGUUCAUGGGGUACGACCUUAUCGAGUGGCUAAUGGAACGUCUAAACAUUGAAGAAUCAGUAGAGGCGGUCCACAUCGCUAACCAACUUUGCCAGUACGGUUAUUUUUUCCCCGUCAAUGAUUCCAGAACUCUGACAGUGAAGGAUGACAGCUCACUUUAUAGGUUUCAGACACCUUAUUAUUGGCCAUGGCAACAUCGGCAGCCUGAUAAUGUUGAAUAUGCAAUCUAUUUGUCAAAAAGAACAUUGAGGAAUAAACAACGUCAUGGCUUAGAAGACUAUGAACUAACUGCUUUAAACGAAAUGAAGAAAAACUUACAAAACAAAUGGGAUGUUAUUCAACUACAAGCAGGAGAGCAGAUGUCCGAUCUGACAGCUUUAAAUAAAGUCGCUUCUAGAGGCUUCCUCCCAUGCAAAAAAAUUACUGAGAUGAUAGUAAACCACAGCUACAUGGUUACAAAAUUAAAGAAAGUUAACACUAAAUACGGAAUAAAGGCAGUUGUGGAACUCAAUGACGAGUUUCAAUUAUUUUUACCUAGUGCAAUGUCCAAGAAUAUUGUUGAUAAUAAAGGUCGUGGUGUCAUAAAUACAUUCAUAAACAAACUGCCAGUAGAACUGCAAGUGGCAGGAUAUCAGCAUUGCGGACCAUGCACUAAACUAGCUAAGAGAUUAGCCCAUGGAGAUCCAGGCAUGAACCUAUUAGAUGAAGCUUGUAAGCAACACGAGAUAGCUUAUUCCCAAAACCCUAACGAAAUUAUGGCUAGAAACGUAGCAGACAAAAUUCUAUCAGAAAAGGCUUGGCAACGCCUUCAAGCUUAA